Messenger RNA from Rodentolepis nana, 1506 nucleotides. The record is from the annotation of a GenBank genome assembly. Lineage: Eukaryota; Metazoa; Platyhelminthes; Cestoda; Cyclophyllidea; Hymenolepididae.
UUGAUUGAUUAUGUAUAUUUAGGUGAUAUUUUUAUCGCAAUCAAUGACGACGAUCAGAUAGCCUGCAAGGCAGCUCUUGUUAGCAAUCCAGACUCGGUUAAUUUCCGCCAUCCUCGUGGUUGGACUCCUUUGAUGGCUGCGGUCGUACAGCGUAGGAGAAGAAUUAUUAAAACUUUGCUCGAAUGUGGUGCUGAUGUAAACGCAGUUGAUGAAUACGAUGGUAGAACAAACAGCAGCGAAGACCACUCGUUGCAUAGAUCAAUUCGAUACGAGGAAUUUAGCGCCUGUCUAAAACCGGAUACCAAUUACCGCGGGUGUACAGCUUUACACUACGCAGUUCUGGUUAAUGACGAAGCUUUAGUGAAGCUUCUCCUGGAUUCAGGUGCUGAUCCAAGUAUGGAAAAUAUACAUGGUCAUUUGCCAAUCGAUUUGUGCAAGUCUGAUUCCAUUGCUAGGCUUCUUGGGUCUAAUGUUCUGGAUCGGAGACAGCGUCAAGGACAAUCACAGACCAUACUUCGAAUUCCCCUUGAACAACGAUUGCGUGAUAAUAUAGUGGGCCAAGAAUCAGCCAUUGAAAUCGUGACGGCUACAAUUCGACGAAAGGAGAAGAAUUGGCAUGACGACGAGCAUCCACUUGUUAUGCUUUUCAUGGGCUCUUCGGGUGUGGGAAAAACUGAAGUUGCCAAACAAGUGGCUGCUCACUUGCACUCGAACAAUCCGCGGGCUUUUAUCAGAUUGGACAUGUCGGAGUACCAAGAGAAACAUGAAGUAUCCAAACUAUUUGGAGCACCUCCCGGAUAUGUGGGCUUUGAUAAUGGGGGUCAGCUGACAAAUACUCUCAUGCACUAUCCCAAUGCUGUGGUGCUUUUUGAUGAAAUUGAAAAAGCUCAUCCUGAUGUCAUGACUGCUCUGUUACAGCUAUUUGACGAGGGCCGAAUGACAAGUGGAAGAGGGGAGACAGUGAAUUGUAAAGAUGCUAUCUUUAUAAUGACUUCUAAUGUCGGUAGUCAAGUCAUAGCUGAAAACGCUGAACUUAUACGAUCUAAGACCGGUGAUGCCACUUCAAGUAUCCAAUUUUCUCGGGAGUUUCUUGACAAUGUUAUGCGACCCUUGCUCAGAAAAUACUUUAUACGGGAUGAAUUCCUUGGUCGUAUCAAUGAAGUAGUCUAUUUUCUCCCAUUUUCCCCUUCUGAGUUGAAGGAAUUGGUUUUGCGUUAUCUUAAUCGUUGGAAAGAAAUGGCCAUCACUAAGCACUCCAUCAGUUUGACUUGGGAUCAAGAUGUGAUCGAUCAUAUUAUUGCUGGCUACGAUUUGUACUAUGGUGCUAGAUCUAUUGCCUAUGAGAUUGAUCGUCAAAUCUUGAGUCAUCUGGCAAUUGCUGAUGAGAAAGGUCAACUGAAGCCAAACUGUGGUGUCCACUUGAAGGCAAGUGAUUGUUUUGAUAAGGUUCAAAGCUGCUUCCCUCUAUUCAUCUUGAGCAGCGCUAACCAGACUCCUGGUAAAUAA